GCCAAUGAAAUUGAAGAUGAACCAGAACCAUUGAGCAUGGCUUGGCCCGAUACUGCCCGCAAACGGCUCACCUAUAUAUUGGUGGCGCCACUGCUUAUACCCAUGUGGCUGACAUUGCCCGAUACGCGAACACCGCGUGGCAAAAAAUUCUACCCAGUCACGUUCAUCGGCUCAAUACUGUGGAUCGCUGCCUUCUCGUAUCUGAUGGUGUGGUGGGCGAAUGUUGCCGGCGAUACGGCACGCAUACCACCGGAGGUAAUGGGUUUGACCUUCCUCGCUGCCGGCACAUCAAUACCCGAUUUGAUAACAUCGGUGAUUGUGGCGCGCAAAGGAUUUGGUGAUAUGGCGGUUUCCAGUUCAGUGGGUAGCAAUAUUUUCGACGUCACUGUAGG
Molecule: messenger RNA, 392 nt
Organism: Rhagoletis zephyria (snowberry fruit fly)
Lineage: Eukaryota; Metazoa; Arthropoda; Insecta; Diptera; Tephritidae
Product: sodium/potassium/calcium exchanger Nckx30C-like
Biological process (GO): intracellular calcium ion homeostasis; calcium ion transmembrane transport
Cellular component (GO): plasma membrane
Molecular function (GO): calcium channel activity; calcium, potassium:sodium antiporter activity
Source: RefSeq, a predicted model, not a curated record